GGAGAGUGUGCAGUGGUCCUUCAGCCUCUACAACUGGCAGGAGAGGGGACGUGUAGCCUGUUCCGUGCUCUAGACCACCACCACCAUGCCGGCGCCUUCAGGAGGGCGGCGCCGUUCACUGAGCCUGCUGUUGGUGCUUCUUCUGGGGUUCCUCACCCUGGUGGAGGCCGUCCCAGCUACAGGCGAAAGGUUGCAUCGUUUGCCCAGAUGGAUUGACGGACUGUGGAAGAAGAUUCGCUCGGGUUAUGACACCGAAUCCGGCUCCUCAGAGUACACGGAUCAGGUGGUGAUGGACGCCCUGACCAACGCCAGCAAGACUGUGACAAAGGGAGUGGAUGAGAUGAUAACCAUGCAACGCGACCGUCGGCGGAGUCCUUCCUAUGUCACACCUGCCCCCCCACAGCCUGGUACAACCACUUCUGGCAAGUCAGUGUUCCGUUUCAUUGGUCUGGAAGAGAACGUUCUGCACCACCUGAAGAGCUUCCAGUCCCCCACCCAGCCUGCCUCCAUGACGCUCUUUGAACACCGUGGCAUGAUCUUCUGGAUGGUCACCGAGACAUUCACGGAUGCUGAUGGGGCGCUGCUGUCUGGCCGAGAUGGGCACCUCUACGUAUAUGCUGUCAGGGGCAACCAGAUCCUGAGCACUGUGGUGGAGACAAAGGGUGCAGUGAAGUGUGAGCUGCUGCUGAAGGCGACUCAUUUCGUGGACUUUGUGUGUGCAGAGAGGCUGCACCAACACUUCGAGGCAACCAAGAACGGCAGUGGUGUGUACCGCAUGACAUGGCAUGGAAAGCUGGAAGUGACUAUGCACCGACCUCUGCCCACUCACUCUGCGCGGGACCUGCAGGUUUGGCGCUAUGAAGACCACACCCUGAUAGCCUUCCUGAAUACCCUGGAGGUGAGGAGUCUCUACGGCAGCCUGCAGGUGGACGGGCUGACGAGGGUAACCAGUCACAUCUUUAGACAUCGGAGUGCAGUGGUGGAUGGCAAAUUAUUCACCAGCUACAACCGACUAGAGAAGGCCUCGUUCACCACUGCACACGCCCGGGGGUUUGCCAAGCUGGUUGUUGGCUCCAGACACUUCCUGGCCGUGGCGAACUACAUGGGCAGGGAUGGGAACACAGAGACGCACAGCGACAUCUUCGUGUACGAGCCAAGUGUGGGCACCAGGCUGUUCCAACGCAUCCGCACUAGCGCUGCCCGCAGCUUUGCUGCCUUCUCCUUCAGGAGAGCCCAGAAGGAGGAGCACUUCUUGGUGGUGGCCAAUGAGUUCUCUGUAAAUGCUGCUGGCAUGAAAAACUACCAGACGGAAUCUAUGAUCUACAAGUUCUACAGGAACAAGUUUAUGCCGUUCCAGUGCAUCCAGACUGUGGCGGCCAGACAGUGGGUGGUGUACCAGGGCCCCAAGGGAGAGUUCCUUCUGGGGGUGGUGAGUGGCCAGAACGGUGUUGUCUUCUAUCAGUACAAUGGCUGGAGGUUCAUACAGAUGUCCUUCCAGAUCAAGCAGGCGGGCAUCAGGAGGGCUUGGAUGGGGUACCUGCCAGGAGUGAACCAGGCUGUCCUCACCCUGACUCACCGCGACUCCUCCAGACCACUCGUGUACUACUUGAGGUUCCAGCACUUCAGGCCCAGUGUGCAGGAGGCCGCAGAGCUGCGGCGGUGCAGCACAUUCCGGCUGGGCAGGGAUCCCCGGCGGGUGUUGGCACGGAUGCAGCGGGCACCAAGGAGGGACCAGCCCUUCACCUUCCCCCGCCCUCUGAGAAUCACUGGGAACCUCCUGCUGGCCCGGAGCAAUGCUGUCUCCACGAUUGGCAUGAUUCAGGUGAGGGAGGAUGGCUACAAGGUGGACCACAGCUUCAGCGUGCUGGUGGCCAACAUUGACGAGGUGCGGGCAGCGCUUGCUAGGGUGGCCAGGGCUCGGGCUGUGGUGGCUGCCUCUCUCAAGCUGAAUGGCCCCAACCUGGGUGGGUUCCGUUUUGCUGAUGUGAGGUUCCAGUGCCGUGGUGGUCUUGGCAGUGUCAGUGGCAGUGCCUGUGUCAUCAGCGACUUGCGUGCUACUCAGAUCAAUGGGCAGACGGUGUCGCUGGAUGGGUUGCUGUGGCUGAACCGAGACCUACAGCUGCAGAGCCUCACCCUGGAGCACGUUGACCUUGGCGCUGACGUGUCUGCCACCGUGACCUUCCUCAGCGGCCCUGACCUCGCCCGCACCAACAUGCAGGACCUGGUGACCCUGUCUGGCAACCACUCCAUCUCAGGCCACAAGGACUUUGGCCUGGUUAAGGUCAACAGUUUGGUGGUGUCUGGCACGAUCAACGACCUGCGCAUCGACGAGCACAGCCUGCUGCUUACCAACAAGGAGCAGACUAUCACCGCGGAGUACACCAUGCAGGCGGUGAAUGCACGCACUGUCCGCCUGCAGCACCUUAACGGCCAGGACCUCGCCACCUUCCUGCAGCAGCUCGUCCUCAACAACACGGACACUGCCAUCACAGGUCAUGUUGUUGUCCGUGGUGACGUGCUGGCCAGCUCCAUUCAGACGUCCAGGUCAGUACAGCCUCUGGACCCCCGGGAUAUUGCAAGGCGCGCACUGCUACACUCCACACAGAGCACCCAGGUUGUCACAGGUGUGCACACCCUAGGAGGACUGUCUGCAGAGGGAGGCCUGAGGGUGGUGGGUACACUCAAUGGCCUCUCCAUACCAAGGGACGUGUACCUGAGGGGCAGCAACGAGACUGUCACGCGGCCUGUCACCUUCCACUCCCUGCAGGCCAACAGUGUGCAGGUGCUGGGCAGGCUGGGGGAUGUCAGGGUGUUGAAUGGUGAGCUGGACGUGGUGUUGGUGCACGGCAACCAGCAGGUGUCCGGCAGGAAGGUGUUCACAGAGAUGGUGCUGCUGGGACACUCGUCUGUCAGCCUCACUGUCUCUGGCUACAGACUGCAGGACCUGGAGAACACCAUGACUGAGGACCUGGUCAUUGCCCUGCAGAGUGGAAGGACCAUCAUUGGUGAGGUAAGGUUUGAGGGGCAGGUGCACGUGGCGGAUGCAGUGCUGGGCGGUGCCAAUGUCACUCACAUGUUCCUGUAUGGCCUGCCACUACACACCACCUCCAUCCCCACCACCUUUAUAUUUGAAGGCCCCGUGAAGAUUGUGGGCGACACUCGUGUGACCAACCACCUGAACGGCAAACGUGUGGACCUGUACGCCCUGCUGGCUGGCACCCACACCUUUGGCCGCGUCAUCUUCGCCUCGGACCUGAUUGCUGAGGGCCAUGUGCAGGUCGCCACCACAGUGAAUGGCAUCAACCUGCAGGAGCUGCACCGCGUCUUAGCACUGCUCGGCUCCAGCACGGUGACCGGCUUGCAGGAUGUCACCCUGCACAGCCCCUCCUUCCGCGGCGGUCUGGAGGUGCGGCACGGUGGCUCUGUUGUGGUGGGUGGCCUGGACCUGCAGGACAUUGUGAUGCGGGACACUGACGCUGUGAUCACUGGCCUAAAGACCAUCCCAGCGGUGCAGGUGGAGGCAAUGGCGGCAGGGCAUGUGGAGGUGGUGCAGGGUGGACAGGUGGAUGGGGUGCUGCUGGAGGACCUCUUCUUUGGCAACUCUCUCAGGAAGAAUGCACAAGGCAUGCAGCAGAUAGUGGGCGGCUCUCUCGGUCUGGUGGUGGCAUCAUCCGUCACAGGCACGCGUUUGGGAGCCUUUGAGAGGAGCGUGGUGUACCGGGACUCUGCCUCAGAACGUCUGGCCGGCUCCCUGCGCUUCACUGGCCAAGUCAACAUCCAGGACCUCACCUUUGCAACAUUUGAUGGGGUAUCUGCUGACGAGUACAACUCUGCCUGGCUGCUGAGGACCGGGGACCAGGUGCUUACAGGCCAGAACAUCAUCAAGAGCAUGGACGCCCUGGACUUCACCUUCAGCGGCAGGACUCUUCAGGGCGUGGACUUUGAGCGGCUGGUGAAGAACACGGCCAAGAUUGACGAGGCGACCGUGCUGCACAGGGUGGCCUUUGGCCAGCUGCUGUCCAACGGGGAGGUUGUGGUGAACGGCACAGUGCAGGGCAUCAAGCUGAGCCAGGAAGCGGUGACGACCACAGCCGCCACUGUGACGAUCACAGGCAGGAAGGUAUUCCAGGGCAGGGUUCACUACAGGGAAGAGUUCUCCAUCGAACAACACGCCGUCGUCACGUCCGGCCCCAAUGACCAGAGUCCCUUGUCCAUUGACAUUGAGGAGCUGUGUGCUGCCGUACUGAGUGUACCAGCCGCCUCCAGACGCAUCAGGCGGUGGAUUAUCCAGGGAGAUGCAAGGUUUGAGCAGCAGGUGAGAGUGACGGACUCGUUCAAUGGAGAGGCGGUGGCCACGCUGGGCACCACCUUCUGGCUGGCUCAUGUCCCCACCAAGAUUUCCGCUGUGGCAUACCUCGUCUAUGUGGAGGCCCGGAGCAGCUUCAAUGUGGAUGUGGGAGGCAAGACCAAUGGGCAGAGCCUGGAGGAGGUGUGGAAGCAGCUGCUGAAGAGGACAUGUGAGGCGCAGACAGUGGCUGGGCAGCUCACCGUGCAUUCCCUGACUGUGGACCACCUCUCCACCCCAGCUCUCUCCAACCCCAACGACGACCUGCGUGUGGCCGACCUGCUCAACAUCCUGUUGGUGGAUGGCGACCAGGUCAUCAGUGGCGUGCUAAACUUCACCAGUGUGGAGGCACAGCACGUGGCCCUGGAGGGAACCAUCAACGGCCUGCGGGUGAACACCGACUUCGUGGUGCACGGACGGCAGGCAGUGAUCAGUGGCAGGAAGACCUUCGCCCACCUCACCGUGCUGGGCAACCUGUCCAUGGUGGAGGGCGGCACGAUACAGGGUGUGGACGUGUCGGAGCUGAGCAGGCUGGCGGCAAGGAAGACGGGCCAGGGGCAGGUGAUAGUGGUGCCGGGCCUCACCACACUGCAGAGCCUCACCUACAUCGGCUCAAACUUCCAGGUGGAGGGCAGGGUGGAUGGCGUGGUGCUGCGGCGGGACACGGUGCUGCUGCGGACUGGGGAGCAGGUGAUGACGGGCACACUGGAGGUGACUGCUGGAGAUGCCCGGCUGCCAGCAGUGGUGGCGCCCCUCCUGGUGGUGCUGGACAACCGGUUCAAUGGUGUGGACCUGGACCGGCUGCACAACAGGACCGUGCGGGUGGACAGGCGGGUCACCAUCCAGAACACGGUGACCUUCCAAGGCAUGUGUCGUUUCACCACCUUGGUCUUGGAGAGUCAGCUCAUCAAUGGCGUGCACGUGAGGGAACUUGCCGACCUUGUGAACGCAGACUACCUCAUCAACCUGGGCGACCACCUGGGGGCCGUGCUGCACGCCGCCCGCAGCACCAGGGAGGUCAUGGCAGUGAAGGGAGCAGAGGUCUGGUAUUACGAGGAGCUGCCCUUCCAGACACUGUCCAAGCUCGUAGUAGUGACCCUGAGGAGUGAGAGGCUAGAGUUUGGUGUAUACGACUCCCUGGUGGGCAUCGACAUGACCAAUGAUGCUGUGUACACAUACAGGAUGGAUGUGCCCUUCCCUGCCCUGUACCCGCCAGUGAAGGUGCUGGAGCCCAUCGCUGUGGCAGGCCUGGGCAGCGGCUUGCUGGCCACCUGUGGGAGGCUGGCCAUGGACGCCACACCUGCAGGCACACACCAGCUGCCAAACUUCCGAGUUAUCCAACUUCAGGGUGGCACAGGCACUGGCUAUGGACACAUCUACUCCAUGGAGGCCAAUGGUGGAGUGCUGGCAGCAUUUGAGACGAGGGAGUGCAGGGACUUGGUGAGCUUCCAGCUGCAGGACGGCCGGGUGUGCCUGGCUGUGCUCAACUACCGUGCGGCAACCACCAUUCUGUGCGGCAAGGCCUCCACUGGCUUCCACCUGCUCUUCCACCUGGACACCACCCGUGCCACCAAGGGUGUGUGGGUGAACUUCCUGGGUGGAGAGUUCCUGCUGGUGGGGCAGGAGCCGAGCCAGACUGAGGCCGGUGUGCUGGUGCUGUACAAGUAUGACUACUCCCUCAGCAGGAUGGUGCUGGUGAGUGAAGCACACGAGCCUGUGUCGUCCCAUGUGGCGGCCACCGUGCUGGGUGAUGCCAUCCUGGUGGCAGUGACAGGCAAACGCACGCCUCUCUGUGACACCUUUGUGGAGGUGUACCUCACCAACACCACUGACAUGGGCCACAACCUGCAGCGCCUGGAGGUGCCCGAGGCAGUGCACAGCAGUCUGCUGCACCUGCACACCGGUGAGGUGGUGCUGAUGGUGCAGACCAGACACAGCCUCUACCACUACUACAUGCGUGGCAGCAAGUUUGUCUUUGUGAGGGAGAUGAAGACUGCCUCGACACUGUGCCCGUGGUCCACCCCAUUCCUGGCAGGCGACCCACUGACCCUGCUGGUCGCCCACACUGGCCUGGGGGCAUACCAGGAGGAUUACAAGGGAGCCAAGCUGCUGCCCGUCCCCACCACCAUCUACAGGGCGGUGUACAGGGGCCCAUCCUUCGAUACUCUGUACAGGGGGUCCUCGCACCUGUCCUUCUCUCUCCAUGCGCAACAUCCUUCCACAUCCUAUGGCUCAUCCACCCCUCACUACAGUAGCUGAGAUGUUUUAGUAUAAUUCAUGUUAUGUAUUUGAGGUGGAAUUUGUUUGACGUGGAGAAACGUGCGUGUAUAUAAGAUUAAUAAAACUGUUGGAAGGUG
Molecule: messenger RNA, 6702 nt
Organism: Scylla paramamosain (green mud crab)
Lineage: Eukaryota; Metazoa; Arthropoda; Malacostraca; Decapoda; Portunidae
Exons: 44
Coding region: 86-6604 (2172 amino acids)
Cellular component (GO): cell surface
Molecular function (GO): heparin binding
Source: RefSeq, a predicted model, not a curated record